Messenger RNA from Blastocystis hominis, 4229 nucleotides. RefSeq lists its product as hypothetical. The record is from RefSeq and is a predicted model, not a curated record. Gene Ontology annotation, biological process: establishment of sister chromatid cohesion; nucleobase-containing compound metabolic process. Lineage: Eukaryota; Bigyra; Opalinata; Blastocystidae. The transcript has 9 exons. Gene Ontology annotation, cellular component: nucleus. The coding region runs from base 1950 to 4229 and encodes 759 amino acids. Gene Ontology annotation, molecular function: DNA binding; ATP binding; DNA helicase activity.
AUCAGGUUCAUCUUCCACACUGCUACAGCUUACCAAAUCAAUUAUUUCAUUAUUGUCAAAGGCCAUAGCAGCAUCCAAAAGAGAAGAGAAGUCGGGAUACAAGCGGCGCGUCAUGCUGAUCGAUUCGGGAACCACACUUUGGAUAGCUUGCUCAAACGGCUGACCGAAUGUAUUUAAAUUGUUAGGAUAGAACAGGCUUCCCGGUAUCCCAUUCUGUGAAUCCAUCACGACGACAGGCGGAAUCUCGGGAAUUCCAGUGGUUGCAAACACAUUUCCACCCUGCACUUGCAACUCCUCGUGUUUAUCCCUGCUAUGUUCUUCUUCUUCUUCUUCUUCCCUGUCGUCUUCAUCAUAUUCUUCUUCUUCUUCUUCUUCUUCUUCCAUAUCGUCAAGAUCUUCAAUAUUCUCCUCUCUCUCGCAGUGCUUCCACUCUCCAUUCAUCGUCAUCUUGACUUCGUCCUCAUCGUCGUUCGUCUGCUGCAGAAUGCUCUUCACAAACGGAUCCUGCCGUAAAUCCUGCAGUUUGACCGCGCUCCCACACACCGGGCAGCUUCGAUUUGCCUUUUCCGGCAUUUCACGUGACUGCAGCGAAUCGAUCGCACCGGAAUCCGCAUUCGCUGUCCAUCAGGUCUAAAGCGAUAUCAUCCUCUUCGUCGGUCUGCUGCAAGAGUCGUGCGAAGUUCGCGCGUCCCUCUUCGAGCGAAUUGCUGCUGGCUUCCAGCACUUUUUGGAGGAACGACGCGGGCGGAAGGUCUUCGCAGAGGUAUAAAACGCUGACUAAAUUGGGAUCUGCCGACGGAGAAAUGGUCACGAAGUUGGUGCCUCGCCGAGCGAACGAGCUGAGCUCAAUUGCCGCGUGAGGUACGCUGAGAGAGAAGAUGUCGAUGGAGUUGAAGUGGAAGCGAUAGCGACUGGGAGAGAAACACCACUUGUCAUCCUCGAAGACCACGUUGAAGAGUCGGAGGUGGAGCGUGCCGUCUCGCAGAGCUUGAAACUCGCUCGAGGAAAGCACGAAUGGAGAGAGAUUGGGUGUGGAGGCGGGAGAAAAAACGUAGAUGCAUCGAUGGACCGAGAGUAAAAAAUACGCGUCGUGGAUAAAGCAAUGCACGCAGUGACAUGGAGAGUCGGAAGUGGGCGUCUCACCAUUCAUGUUUACAAGAGGAGCAAGCUGGGGGUCGUGACACACUAGAUCGAACUUGGGAGGGGGAGGAUUCUGAGGCUCCUUCAUCAGACUUUCACUCCAAUCGUAGUUUCUUUCAAAAUCAUAGUUGUUUUGGUGAAGCAAAGCUUGGGCUGUACGAAAACGCGAAUAGUAGGCAAAAAACGAUCGUAAGCAUGGAGGUAAGUAUUCAAUAGUAAAGGUAGUGUAAUCUCUCUCGAGAUGGAUUUGAUAAUAGUUGAUGAUGAAAAACAUCGCAUCGUCCAGGGAGAGGGGCAUGGGAUGUGUUCUCUUAAUGUAGUUCCAUAGAUCUGCAUCGUCAGCAAUCACACUAACACUACCAUUUCUAAACACUUUGCUCUUGAUUCGGUGAUUGGAAAUUAAUAUAUAUAUUACUCUCCCCAGAGCUAGUAUUACGUCUUCGAUACUGAAAUUGGACACCUAUUCAUUAACAGGCAAAACAAAAUCGUACAAGUUGUGAAAUUUGCAGCAUCAUGGUUUUCCUCUGCUUUUCCGGUUUGACAUGAUAUAAAUACAGAAACUCGACCAAUGUUGGGUUCACACCAUCACGUUCCAAAAUACUCCCCAAAAGUUGAAUAAUUGAUGACUUUUCGUUCACUGACAUCUUUCGAAAAGAAUGAAUGAAACCAAACGACUAAAAAAAUACGUUUUUGAAACUAUACGAAUGGAAACAAAAGAUUAUGACAGCCCCAAAGAUGUAGGUUCCGACCGUGUGAAUAAUCUAUAGUUUCGCUUUCCAUUUCAGCCCUAUGGAGUUCAAACACAAUUCAUGAACACUCUAUUCGAUAUUCUGAUGAAGGGAAAUAUAGGGAUCAUAGAGAGUCCCACGGGGACAGGGAAAACGCUCAGUCUGCUUUGCGGGUCUCUGACUUGGCUGAAUUCGGUAUCUACCCUUCCGGAAGACUAUGUUCGGGAUGGAACGAAGGAAAAUAAGCAGACACAGACUUCCUUGGCGGACUUCCCCGCAUGGUUACUGGAUAUUACAGACGAAGAUGUGGCUCUCAGUACCAUAAAAUACGAUAUAUAUAUCACUUGUAGAAGAAAAACGGGAGAAUCAGCGUUUCCAACUGGAACAACUGAAAAAGCGGUUGCAGAAACGAAAAGAACAAAGAUUGCAACUGCUAAAGGAAUCGUCAGAGAAGGACUAUGCUCAUCAGCAGAACGAAAUCCAUUUGGAGACGGAAAAGGAGGAAGAACCGAUCGGUGUCACCAAAGUAUUGUUUCAUCAGUAUUCACACUUUCUCCUCAGAUUUACUACUGCUCGCGGACUCACAGCCAACUCUCGCAGGUGUUUCAGGAGUUUUUACAUUCUGCGUGGGCUGAGGAUGUGCAGUGUUCGUGCAUUGGAGGUCGUCGGAGUUUCUGCAUCCAUCCCACGGUGAAACGGCUGCCGACAGAUGCGCAAAUGAGCGACGAAUGCUUGUUUUUGCAGAGAAAUCGUUCACGUGGAAAAGAAGGCUGCUUGUUUCACAAUCGAGAACGGGAAGAAUCAAUCCGUGAUGAAGUUUUGACUACAAAUUUGGAAAUAGAAGACUUAGUUCAGUAUGCUGAAAAGGAAAAAGGAUGUCCCUAUUACGCUUCAAGAAAAGCCAUCCCGUAUUUGAAGCUCGUGUUGUUGCCUUACAAUCUUAUUCUAAACAAGAAGAGUCGCGAAGCUUUGGGGAUUGAUUUGAAGAACCAAGUGGUUAUUUUCGAUGAAGCACACAAUCUUAUCAACGCAAUUGGCGAUCUUUUCAGCCCUACCGUAACUCUCUCCAUGCUUUCUUCUUCCCAUUCUCAAAUUGAUGCGUAUUAUCAACGCUAUUCGGACCGUCUUUCAUCGGAAUCGCAUUCCUUUAUCAUCCAUUUACAAACGAUUUUGAAAGCUCUGAGCCAUCUUUUAACAACGAAACCUUCGAACUUUGGAAUGGUGAAUAUCUUCACAGUCAACCGGUUCAUUCAGCACUUGCACCUCGAGUCUAUCAACUUAUUUGAUAUUCUUCAUUUCAUCACCUCCAAACGAAUUGUUCAGAAACUAAACGGUUUUGUGGACACUUUAGGAGAGGACGGAAAGCCGCCCGUUUCCCAUUUUCCUGCAGUGACCGAUUUCAUUUUAGCGCUGACGAACGAUAAUGAAGACGCCCGUGUUGUCGUGAGCUAUUCAAAGGACAAUGGUCCUUUUCUGCGCUUUUUGCUCCUGAAUCCAAGUGUUUAUUUUAAAGAGAUUGUGGAUGAGUGUCGCUCUGUCAUUAUUACUGGCGGAACUUUACAGCCAUUUUCCGAGUUUUCUUCUCAGUUAUUCCCUCAUCUCUCCCAGGAUCGGAUCGUUUCUCUUUCCUUGCCUCACAUUUUAUCUCCUGAUCAUGUCGGAGCGUUUUAUGUGACACACACAGCAACACGACAGGAAAUGCGUUUUGACUUUUCCAAUCGAGAAAAUCCUUCCCUUCUGAGCGAUCUUGCUUCCAAACUCGGAAUCCUCUGCAGAACCGUUCCUCGCGGUCUCGUCGUGUUCUUCCCCUCUUUCUCGAUGCUUCAGACGACUCUUCGCUUUCUCCACUCCACAGGGAAAUUCUCUUCGCUCAACGAACUUAAACCCAUUUUCUCUGAAGAGCGAGAGAAAGACGUUUUCGCUGCGUACUCUUCCUAUCUGAAAGACCACCCAUCGAAAGGAGCGCUUCUGUUUGCUGUGAUUGGUGGAAAACUCUCCGAAGGAAUCAACUUCAGCGAUGAUUUGGGACGUUGUGUGGCUAUUGUGGGCAUGCCCUAUCCCAAUAAAACGGAUGUGGUGUUACAAGAGAGGAUGAAGUACUUGGACCAACAAAAAGCGGGUCUUGGGCAGGAUUACUAUUCCAAUCUCUGCAUAAAAGCUGUGAAUCAAGCGAUUGGACGAGCGUUUCGGCACAAGGAAGAUUGGGCGAGUGUGGUUUUCCUGGACUAUCGCUACUGUCAGCAGUCAAUCCGCUCUCGUUUGACUCGUUGGAUCGACAACCGAGGACUUGUGUGCAAUAAUGAUGACGUUUUGUUGAAGCAGCUGCAAGCAUUCUAUCAACGAUUCAAUUUGGGUGUUUGA